Gossypium raimondii (Peruvian cotton) is the source of this 2545-nucleotide messenger RNA. RefSeq lists its product as hypothetical. NCBI's taxonomy places the organism in Eukaryota, Viridiplantae, Streptophyta, Magnoliopsida, Malvales, Malvaceae. Gene Ontology annotation, biological process: intracellular signal transduction. The coding region runs from base 202 to 2184 and encodes 660 amino acids. The record is from RefSeq and is a predicted model, not a curated record. The transcript has 6 exons.
CUCUUCCUGAGAGCCCACCCCGCUCCUGUUUUAUAUCCUUCCAUUUUGAUUUUCAUUUCUCUCUAUAUUUCCUCUCCAUUCAAUCACUCCGUUUUCAUCGCUCUGGUUUUCGUUUUCUCGUUACCUCUUUUUCUUUAUUCUUUAUUCUUGUUUCUUUUAGUUUCCUUUUUCUCCCUUUCUGAAAUAAUUAAUAAAAAAGAAAUGAACCCCGAGCCACCCAAAGACGUCGUCGUCGAUGAUAAGAAAAUUAAUAUUUCCAAUGGCGACGUUAACGGAACCGUCGUCAAGCUGGAUGAUCAACUCGGAGCUGGAUUCUCUGAUGUGGAAAUGAAGAAAAUCAUUAGUGAAAAGAAGGAAGAUUGUAGUUUGAAUUCUGUUGAAGUGAAUAAAAUCGGAGAGUCCAACGCUAAGGAGGUUAAUCAUCAAAUUCAAAGCAACGGUACUAAUUGCUAUAAUAACUACAUGCCAGCCAUCAAGGCUCAAGCUCAUUUCCCGAAACCCCAGCCACCGCCACAGCCACAGCCCGAAUUGGAACGCUCUCAAUCCGUAUCCCCGGCCGAAAGCAUGCCUAGCAUAGGGAAGUACAUAAAAGAUCGAAGCACCACUCUCUCAGCGGCAAUCAUAAAACGCUUAUCGUCGCUAACAGAGGACGGCCAGGAUUUCGUCGUGAAAAACGAUUCGUUAAACUUGGAGGUGACGGAGAUCAAAAUCCCGGGUGUCAAAGUCAUAGUGAAGCUGAAAAGCGAAGACGAAAGGUUUGAUUUAAAAGGUCGAAUAACGUUUUUUUCGCGGUCGAAUUGUCGUGACUGCACCGCCGUUCGGAAAUGCUUCAGAGAAAAACGGCUACCGUACGUGGAAAUAAACAUCGACGUGUUCCCCAAAAGAGCCAAGGAGUUGGUGGAAAGAACGGGGAAAUCGGAAGUACCUCAGAUAUUUUUCAACGAGAAGUUAUUGGGUGGGUUAGUGACGUUGAAUUCGUUGAGAAAUAGUGGGGAGUUGGAUAAGAGAAUGAGGGAAUUGUUGAGCCAGAAAUGCCCUGACGGAGCUCCUAAAGUACCGGUGUAUGGAUUCGAUGAUGAUGAAGAUGAAGAAGAAGAAGAAGAAAAAGAUGAGUUGCUGGGGAUUGUGAAGCUUCUGAGACAGAGUUUGCCGAUUCAGGACCGUCUGAUUAAGAUGAAGAUCGUCAAGAAUUGCUUCGCCGGUGAUGAUAUGUUGGAAGUCAUCAUUCACCACCUUGACUGCGGCAGGAAAAAGGGAAUUGAAACUGGAAGGCAGCUGGCCCAGAAGCAUUUUAUCAAACAUGUUUUCGGGGAAAAUGAUUUUGAAGAAGGAAGACAUUUUUAUCGUUUCCUUGAGCAUGAGCCCUUCAUUACAGCAUGCUUCAACUUUCGGAUCUCAGUCAACGAUGGUGAGCCCAAAUCCCCAUCUUUUCUAGCCGACAAGCUUGCCAGGUUGAUGACCGCCAUACUCGAAGCAUACGCAUCAGAUGACAGGCAUCAUGUUGACUAUUACAGGAUCGGGAAGAGUGAAGAAUUCCGCAGGUACUUAAAUUUGACACGAGAUCUGCAAAGGGUGGAUCUUCAAUUACUAAGUCCAGACGAGAGACUAGCCUUCUUCUUGAACUUAUAUAAUGCCAUGGCCAUCCAUGCUGUAAUUACCAUUGGACAUCCUGAAGGAAUACUUGAUAGAAGAGCUUUUUUCGGUGAUUUCCAAUAUGUAAUUGGGGGCUACCCUUACAGCCUCAGCGUUAUACAGAAUGGGAUCCUUAGAAACAAUCGAAAGUCACCUUAUUCCUUGGUCAGGCCUUUUGGCAAUGGUGACAGGCGCUUAAAGUUUGCUCCAGCUAAAGUUAAUCCAUUGAUCCAUUUUGGACUAUGCAAUGGAACAAGGUCAAGCCCCACCGUUAGGUUUUUCACUGCUCAGGGUGUUGAAGGUGAGCUAAGAGGUGCUGCAAGGGAGUACUUCCAGAAUGGAGCCAUAGAGAUCAAUCUAGACAAGAGAACUGUUUCUUUAACUAGGAUCAUCAAGUGGUUUAGUGUAGAUUUUGGACAAGAGAAAGAUGUGCUGAGGUGGGUGAUGAAUUACCUGGAUACAACCAGGGCGGGGCUUUUGACGCAUCUUUUGUCUGAUGGAGGCCCUAUUCACUUCGUGUAUCAAGAUUAUGAUUGGGCUGGUAAUUUAUGAACCCCCCAAACUUUUUUCAGAAGUAUAAAAUUUAUUUUUGGGAUGGAAUGAAAAUUCAUUGAAACAAAACAAUAGGACGAAGCUGCAAUUAUAACGGGCAGGAAGAGUCAGGUUUUUUUGUUUCGUAAAUAUAGAUAUUUAUAAUAUCUCAGUUUCAGAGGUUAAAUGAGGAACUAGGCUCCAGCCUUUCAGCAAAGGCAUUAAAGUUAGGAAUUAUAGAUACAGAUUUUAUAUGAAUUCAAACAAUGUGUUUGGUAGGUGGGAAAACUUGCUUGUCUUGUCCUUUAUUUGUUUUUUAAUCCUAUUGAUGGUAUGGUGGUGAAAAUGAAACAUUUGAAAGUUGGAAAUCGUUGAAGUGAAA